This is a messenger RNA of Paecilomyces variotii, 1311 nucleotides long. RefSeq lists its product as hypothetical. The record is from RefSeq and is a predicted model, not a curated record. Bases 1 to 1311 code for a protein of 436 amino acids. NCBI's taxonomy places the organism in Eukaryota, Fungi, Ascomycota, Eurotiomycetes, Eurotiales, Thermoascaceae. The transcript is spliced from 2 exons. Gene Ontology annotation, cellular component: mitochondrion.
AUGACGGCACCAAGGCUUCCCUUCCUAUAUCCAAACAUCGUCCGAUCCCUACGGUCGUGCGAGCCAGCAACGUACCGCUCUCUCCGUCCUCGUUCCCGCAGUCGCUUUCCGCGCGCAGAUUUCCAUACGAGCCAGCGAUGCGAGCAAGAGACCUCAUACCACCGCCGCUACGGUCCAGCUGUGGAAGCUAAACUGCCUCCUCCAGAGCGGCCAAAGGCCAAAUCUGGGGACCAGUCUUCGCGCGAGGCCUCGUCCCAAAGGGACAGCUCGCAGGACCAGCGGAGUGAUGCUCAACCGGAACGAGCGCAAGCGCAAGAUUCUAACAAGACAACUGAGAAAGGACAAUCCGGUCAAGAGAAGAACCCGGCAGUUGAUGCAAGCUCGACCAAUCUUUCAGCCGAACUCCCACCUCAGGAGAAUGCCAACCCGGAUGAAGACGUAGAUGAUGUCGAGAACAGUGAUCCUUCUCUACGACAGCGCAAGGAUGAGGCGCGCCAGACGCAACCUGCCUCUUCUGACGACAACCCUCUACAAGACGUCUUGCAGAUGCCUUCGCCUUCCUCUUAUUUAACUCCAUCUGGAGUCUCCGCCGCCAAUGGCCAGAAGCCGCCGCAUCUGACACCACCCCCAUACGUCCAUCAUUUCGACACAUAUAGCUUGGUGCGGGAUCUGGCAAAGAGUGGCUUCACAGAUGAGCAGUCAGUUACGAUGAUGAAGGCGAUCCGUGGUAUUCUGCAAGACAACCUUGAAUUGGCCCGGGAAAGCCUGACCUCCAAGUCGGACGUUGAGAAUGAGUCAUAUCUGUUCAAAGCUGCCUGCUCGGAGCUUCAGCAGUCUCUCCAGGCCUCCAGAAAUGCAGAGAUCCAGCGCCAACGCACUUCCAGGACUCAGCUACAACAUGAAGUGGACAUCCUAUCACAACGCCUGAACCAGGAACUGACGGGUCUCAAAGAUGACCUGAAGGGCAUGUUCAACGACCACAAGAUGACGACAAGGGAACUCCAGCGGAGUCUGGACACCGCAAUUCAAGAGCUGAACUACAAGAUCACUGUAUCGCUGAAUAGCGACGGAAAAAGUGAGGCUGAAGGGUUAAGAUGGAUUCUUACCAGAAGAGCAGCGAUGGCAAUCGCCACAAGUGCUAUUAUGAUCAUCCUCUUCCUCCGAUACUAUUCCUAUAAGACUAGCCAGAAAGAGUCCAAGAAGGCCAAAGAAGCAGCUGCGAAAGAAGCCGCCGAGACCGAAGUCAAGGACACUGGUGUGCAAACGGAAGCAUCAAUCGCGGAACAAGUCGCUCCCGAAAUCCUAGGAUAA